CUCCACACUAAACAUUAUUUAAAAAUAUGGAAGAACUUCGUCAGCUUGAAUUUUUAUCUUUGUUAUCUAAGGUUUGUACUGAACUGGAGAACCAUUUAAAAAUAAAUGAUAAAACACUUGCUGAAUUUAUCAUCAUGCUUGCUAGUAAAAGCAAAACAGUUAAAGGUUUUAAAAGUCAAUUAUAUAAAAAUGGUGCUGAAUUUCCUGAUUCAUUGAUUUUAAAUUUGCAUCGAUUGACUAAACAUUUACAUCCUGUUUGCCCAUCAAAGAGAGAACUAUAAAAAAUCUUAAUGUUGAAGACAAUACCAAGUUGGUUCUAUGCAAGCAAAAGUUUCCUGGCUUAACUAUACCUGAUAAACCAGUUGGAAAAAAAGCAAAGGUCGCACUCUCCAAAAGUUGAGAGUCUCUUGCAGUUGGACAGAUAUAUGAUGGGAAAAUUUCCAACAUAAUGCAAUUUGGUUGUUUUGUUCAACUUUUUGGUAUUCGCUUCUGUGUUGAAGGUCUAGUUCAUAUCUCCCAGGUAAAUUAAAAACAGUUUUUUAUG
Hydra vulgaris (swiftwater hydra) is the source of this 544-nucleotide messenger RNA. RefSeq names its product ATP-dependent RNA helicase DHX8-like. Lineage: Eukaryota; Metazoa; Cnidaria; Hydrozoa; Anthoathecata; Hydridae. The record is from RefSeq and is a predicted model, not a curated record.